AUGUUUACAGCAACUGGUCCGAGAGACGAAGCUUUCUUUGCUUUAAUGCGAAUUGCAAUUUUAUGUAAUAGAGCUGAAUUUAAAUUAGCUCAAACACACAUUCCUGUACUUCGUAGGGAGUGUACUGGUGACCCUUCAGGUAAAUUGGAAAUGUUUUCUGUUGUUCAACUUUUCAUAUUAUUUAAUAUUGGGUUUACUUUUGGAUUUCGUACAAUUAUUUGA
Molecule: messenger RNA, 222 nt
Organism: Meloidogyne enterolobii
Lineage: Eukaryota; Metazoa; Nematoda; Chromadorea; Rhabditida; Meloidogynidae
Source: the annotation of a GenBank genome assembly